Benincasa hispida (wax gourd) is the source of this 1255-nucleotide messenger RNA. RefSeq names its product NOD26-like intrinsic protein 6;1 (gene NIP6;1). Gene Ontology annotation, cellular component: membrane. NCBI's taxonomy places the organism in Eukaryota, Viridiplantae, Streptophyta, Magnoliopsida, Cucurbitales, Cucurbitaceae. Gene Ontology annotation, molecular function: channel activity. The record is from RefSeq and is a predicted model, not a curated record. Gene Ontology annotation, biological process: transmembrane transport.
AGACAAACCCCAAAAACCAAUAACAGAACAAACUCAACUUUUUCUUUUUUUUUAAAAAAAAAAAAAAAAAAAAAACUUCUCUCUUUUUCUCUCUUUUAAAACAUUUGUUCUAUGGACACAGAGGAGACUCCAUCGACACCGGUAACGCCGGGGACGCCCGGGGCUCCGCUGUUUGGACGAGUGAAGGAAAAUCGGCAUGGAAGUGAGAAUGGUAAAAGAUCUCUUCUCAAAAGCUGCAUCUCUUUCAAUGUUGAUGAUAAUUGGGGCACUGAAGAAGGAGGCUUAUCUAAACUAGUCUCUUCUUGUUCAUUGCCAUACCCUCCUGUCUCACUUGCAAGGAAGGUGGGAGCGGAGUUCAUAGGCACUUUGAUCCUCAUCUUUGCCGGAACCGCCACGGCCAUUGUGAACCAAAAGACGGAAGGAACCGAAAUGCUGAUCGGCCUGGCAGCCUCCACCGGCCUUGCGGUGAUGAUCGUGAUCUUGUCCACGGGUCACAUCUCCGGAGCCCACUUGAAUCCGGCCAUCACCAUUGCUUUUGCUGCAUUGAAGCAGUUUCCAUGGAAAUAUGUGCCAGUGUAUAUUGGAGCUCAAAUGGUGGCUUCUUUAUGUUCUUCUUUUGCAUUGAAAUGGAUGUUUGAUCCCAUAAUGGGAGGAGGAGCCACUGUUCCUUCAUGUGGAUAUGCCCAAGCUUUUGCUCUUGAGUUUAUCAUUAGCUUCAACCUCAUGUUCGUCCUCACCGCCGUCGCUACUGACACUCGAGCUGUGGGAGAGUUGGCGGGAAUCGCGGUGGGAGCAACAGUUAUGCUCAAUGUACUCAUUGCUGGACAAGCAACUGGAGCUUCAAUGAAUCCAGUAAGAACACUGGGGCCAGCCAUUGCUGCAAACAACUUUAAAGCCGUAUGGAUUUACCUCACAGCUCCCAUAUUAGGGGCAUUGUGUGGAGCUGGAAUCUACACUGCAGUUAAGUUGCCCGACAAAGAUGGCGAUUCACGCUUGCCUUCUACUGCAGGAAGCUUCCGAAGAUGACAACAGAUUGAUCUCCCGAGCUACCUAAAAAAUCCAGAAAACAUGUUGAUCAUCAAAUCGUUGAGACAACUUCGAAAUCAGGAAAGAUUGAUAAGAUGGAAAAAACGAGACCAAAUGUAUGUUCAGUAGUAAAUACACAACACAAUGUCUAUGGACAGGCUGCAAAUAUUGAUCUUGUGUAUGAUAGUUAAGUUAACCAAAGGAUUUCCAGAUUUUAACCAAAGGAAAA